Striga hermonthica is the source of this 495-nucleotide messenger RNA. Lineage: Eukaryota; Viridiplantae; Streptophyta; Magnoliopsida; Lamiales; Orobanchaceae. The record is from the annotation of a GenBank genome assembly.
AUGGAUAUGGCUCAAUCGUCCGAGCACCUUUGCUACGUCCGGUGCAACUUCUGCAACACUGUUCUUGCGGUUGGGAUCCCAUGCAAGAGGCUGUUGGAGACUGUGACGGUGAAGUGCGGUCAUUGUAGCAAUCUCUCAUUCCUAAGCACGAAGCCUCCGGUUCAAGGUCAAAUUUGCUAUGAUCAUCAGAAAACCCUACAUCAGAGUUUGUGCCAAGAAUUCAAGAAAAGCAUUGCUCCGUCUUCGUCUUCGUCUACAGCCAGCGAGCCCUUGUCCCCAAAAGCUCCAUUCGUGGUGAAACCUCCUGAAAAGAAACACAGGCUUCCAUCAGCCUACAAUCGGUUCAUGAAAGAGGAGAUACAGCGCAUCAAGACAGCGAAUCCAGAGAUCCCACAUCGAGAGGCUUUCAGUACAGCUGCUAAAAAUUGGGCCAGGUACGUUCCAAGCUCCUCAGGAGGGUCAUCAGCUGUUUCAAACAUUGGUAACAAUGUUUAA